Metarhizium brunneum ARSEF 3297 is the source of this 2025-nucleotide messenger RNA. Its product is annotated as Cutinase transcription factor 1 beta. Gene Ontology annotation, biological process: regulation of DNA-templated transcription; DNA-templated transcription. The record is from RefSeq and is a predicted model, not a curated record. Lineage: Eukaryota; Fungi; Ascomycota; Sordariomycetes; Hypocreales; Clavicipitaceae. Gene Ontology annotation, molecular function: DNA binding; zinc ion binding; DNA-binding transcription factor activity, RNA polymerase II-specific.
AUGGCGUCUCAAAAGCCCGCCGAGCUGAUUCGCCGUCAUCGGUCAGUCAUUGCCUGCCAAGGUUGUCGCCUGCGCAAAGUGCGCUGCAGCCUAUCUGUCACCGGCGUGCCAUGCACCACUUGUACCCAGGAUGGUACUGAUUGCCUUGUCAGCCCGCGACGACCAAGGCAAAGGAGAAAUCAACGAGGCCGUACCUCGGCUCUUUACUCGCCACCUGGAGACGCGCCUCAAACCAACUUUGCCAAUGUCGACCCCAGCUCUAUUAUCGAGCCAUGCUCCAAUAUGAGAGUAGACGUUGCCGCUGCUGAUGACGCGGAACAAACGGCGUCUUGCUUGGACUGCGAGAGUGCCAGCAUAUACAAUGAGGAGCGCAGUGGCAUUGAAAUUGCAGAAGCCGCCUUGGGAGUACCACGGAGAGUCGGACAGCUGCCUUUUUAUUCCGGGGAACACCUCGGUUUACACGUCGGUUCGUCAGUACCGAGACACUUCCUGAUCCCCUCGGAUACUGAGGCGUUUCUUGAAGAAGAAGAUCGAGAGUACUUGAAAGCAAAGGGAGUCUUUACGUUGCCCCAAAACGAUACUUGUGCCGCCUUACUCCGUGUAUACUUGUCCCAUGUGCAUCCCGUCUACCCAGUCAUUGAGGUUGAGCAACUAUGGGAUUGCUACCAUAAUGGACGACUUGGCCAAUAUAAUCUUCUGCUUUUAUGGAGCAUAUUUUCCGUUGCGGUGAAUUUUAUCUCGUCUCAGGAUUUCGAACGAGAGGGGUACAAGUCUCGACGGCAUAUGAAGGCUGUCAUGUACUCUCGAGCAAAGUGCAUGUACAACAAUGGUGGAGAUAGAGAUCUCGUGGUCCGCCUACAAGCUUCCUUCUUAAUGGGCUUUUGGAGCGCAGAGCCAUUUGAACACGUACGACCGUGGUAUUGGACCGGCAUUGCCAUUAAUUAUUGCCAGAUGCUAGGUUUGCACAGGAACCCGGACUCGGCGGAGCACAAGUCGUCCAUUAGUGAACCGCAACGACGUUUGUGGCGUCGAAUCUGGUGGAGUUGCGUUUUCCGCGAUCGAUGGCUUGGUCUAUGCCUGGGAAGGCCGCAGCGGAUCAACCUGGAUGACUGCGACGUCCCAAUGCCGACGGUAGAUGACGUGAUUCAAGAAUUGGAAAAAUUGCCUCAAGGUGCAUAUACCGCCUUUAUGCCGGUUGAGAUGCCGCGCCUGGCCACGUACUGGAUCAUAUUGCUCAAGCUGAGUAGACUGCUCGGUACUGUGCUACACAUGAACCACCAGGCGCGGGAUCCCAGGGCAUCAUCCGUAGAGAUACGUGCCAUGGAGGAUGAAGUCCUUCAAUGUACCUUGCCGGAUCAAUAUGAAGCCAAUCAGACGCGCCUGGCCUCGUUUUAUGUUCAUCAUAUCCACUUGCACCAUCAAGCACUUUUGAUUACAUUUUACCGCCACAAUGCCACAGAGUGUCCCGAUGACAUUCCGUCCGCUCAACGAGAGGAUUGGAAACGCAUGCUCUGUUUAAAGGCUAGUACUGCGGCACUACGAACAAACGAUAUUCUGGACCUUGUCGUUCGGGAUGGGCUUCUUGGAUUUGCAGGUCCCAUGACACCCCCGCUCCUGAUCCCCGCCAUGCAAAUGCACCUGUUGGAUUGCAAAUCUCCUGGCUCCCUCCCGAGGAGGCUUGGUCUUAAAAGAUUGGAGGCAUGCCUGUUGGUGCUGGAAGGGCUGCAGAAGACUUAUGCCGGCGCCUCAAUCCACCGUGGUAUAUUCUUGAAAGCCAUACAACACAUGUUCCCAGGCUAUGCAACCGGCUCAGCUCCAUCGAGCGAGACGAUGCAGUCUGUAGUAAACGCUAGAUCCGAGACGAUAGGAGACGCUUCUGCGAGCGAAACAUUUGUUGACAAUGUUUCUGCAGAGGUGAGUGCACCUACAGAUGACUUUCUGGAUACGCUGUUGGACGAUGGAGCGUUCUUCCCUCUCUGGCUGGAUGAAAGCUACAGAACUGUCAAUGUAGAUUCCGAUAGAUAG